Molecule: messenger RNA, 1380 nt
Organism: Paramecium sonneborni
Lineage: Eukaryota; Ciliophora; Oligohymenophorea; Peniculida; Parameciidae
Source: the annotation of a GenBank genome assembly
AAUUAAUGAAAAUUAUAUUAGGGCUCUUAAUUGCAUCAUUAGUGUUAGUGAAAUGCACAGAUUAAACAAGUAAAAAUUGAAACAAGAAAAUAGGUUUUUUCGCUGAGUUAUUGGGAGAAAAUCUUCCUUAUUACACGGAAACUGAUUAUGUUAAUUUUCCUGAUCUUGGAUCUAUAUAUUAUCAUUUGAUAUUGAAGGAAGGAACAAAAAGUCUUGAUGACAUAAAAAAAGGUGAUGUGUUAGCAAUAUGGUUAAAUGGAGGUCCUGGAUCAUCAAGUUAACUUGGUAACUAUAUGGAAAUUGGUCCAUGGGUUAUAAAAAAAAACCCAGAUACAGAGGCAAAAGAAAAACCUUAUAUAGUUACAAAGAGAGUAAGAUAUAUAAAAAAUAUUAAAAGGAAUAUGCUUGGAAUAAGGUGAUGCAUUUACUUUUUAUAGAUUAACCAUUUGGGGCUGGAAUGAGUAAGGCUGAAAAAGAAAAUAUUGUAACAAAUAGUGAUUAAGCAGCUAAAUAUUUUGUAGAUACAAUUAAGUACAUCUAUUCAAGACUAAAUGGUUUAGAUAAAGUGAAUACUUAUAUAUUUGGAGAGAGUUAUGCUGGACAUUACAUACCAGCAUUUGCUACAAAAUUAAUUCAAGAAGAUAUAAAGACUUUGGAGAAAAUUAAUUUUAAGGGAAUAGCUAUAAUUGAUGGAAUUACUGAUACUCAAAAUCAAUUAAAUUAUUAUCAUAGUUACUUGUUUAAUAUAGGUGCUAUUUCUUAAGUCGAUUUAGAAAAACUAUAGAAGAUUGGUGUUACUGGUUAAUAAUAUAUUAUGAAUGGAGAUUAUGUAAAAGGAGCAGAAUAAUUAGAUUUAAUGACAGAAGAUAAAUUGAUUUAGUAAAUUGGAGAUAUAAAUGUUUAUAAUAUUCGAAAAUAUAAAGGAUUAGAUGAAUAUGAUUAUUCCUGGGUUGAUUUUUUAAAUACCUAUAUUACACAGUUUUCAUCUGAAAUUACUAAAUUUGAAAAAUCAAAUUAGAAUAUUUACAAAGCCUUCUAAUAAGAUAUUGGUGAAAGUAGACGAUAAGAUAUUUAAUUAUUGUUGAAAAAUAACUAUAAGGUGUUAUUGUUGAACGGAUAACUAGAUUAUAUUAUUAAUACACCAGGAGCAUGGAAUUGGAUUUAUUAACUCAAAUGGGAUUAUCAUUAUUAAUGGAAAAACACAGAAAAAUAAUUUAUUACUUUUCCAGUAGAAGGAUAAGCAACAAAAUUUGAAACUCAUGGAUAUGUCAAAACAUACGAGAACUUUUCAUAUGCCACUAUUUAUAAGGCUGGUCAUAUGAUACCAACAGAUAACCCUAAAGCAGUUUAUUCUGUUAUUGAGAAAUUUAUAAAGUGAUU